Messenger RNA from Acanthisitta chloris (rifleman), 3052 nucleotides. It is a transcript of the gene SBF1, whose product is annotated as SET binding factor 1. The annotation marks the transcript as partial. NCBI's taxonomy places the organism in Eukaryota, Metazoa, Chordata, Aves, Passeriformes, Acanthisittidae. Gene Ontology annotation, cellular component: cytoplasmic vesicle. Gene Ontology annotation, biological process: regulation of Rab protein signal transduction. The transcript has 23 exons. The record is from RefSeq and is a predicted model, not a curated record.
GGAGUGGGGAUGGCCAGGGACAGAUCCUGCAGCGCUUCCCAGAGAAGGACUGGGAGGACAACCCCUUUCCCCAAGGAAUUGAGCUGUUCUGCCAGCCCAGUGGUUGGCAGCUCUUCCCUGAGAAGAAUCCUCCCACCUUCUUCGUGGCUGUGCUGACUGACAUCAACUCGGAGAGGCACUACUGCGCCUGCUUCACCUUCUGGGAGGCUGUGGAGAGCCCACAGCCCCAGAGCCACCCCAGGAAUGGUGAGGGCGAGGAGGAGGGUGAAGAACCAUCAUCUCCUGUUCAGCCCACUGAACUCUUCGCUCCCAAGAGCCUGGUGCUGGUGUCCCGCUUGGACCACGCGGAGGUGUUCCGGAACAGCCUGGGCUUGAUCUACACCAUCUAUGUGGAUGGGCUGAGUGUGUCCUUGGAGAGUGUCAUUGGGAACCUCCUGACCUGCACCAUCCCCAUCACUGGGGGAGCACAGAGGACGAUCUCCCUGGGCGCGGGGGACAGGCAGGUGAUCCAGACUCCUAUCAACGACUCCCUCCCUGUCAGCAGCUGCAGUGUGGCCCUGCUCUUCCGCCAGCUCGGUAUCACCAAUGUGCUGUACCUGUUCUGUGCUGCCCUGACCGAGCACAAGAUCCUGUUCCUCUCCAGCAGUUACCAGAGGCUGACGGACGCCUGCCGUGCCCUCCUUGCCCUCAUGUUCCCCCUCAAGUACAGUUUCACCUACGUGCCCAUCCUGCCUGCACAGCUCCUCGAGGUGCUGAGCACCCCAACGCCGUUCAUCAUCGGCGUCCACUCCAUCUUCCAGUCGGAGACACAGGAGCUGCUGGACGUGGUGAUUGCAGACCUGGACGGUGGCACCGUGACUGUCCCUGAGUGCGUCCACAUCUCCCUGCUCCCUGAGCCCCUGCUCCAGCAGACACGGGAGGCUCUCUCCAUGGUCCUGGACCCGGAGCUGGAGAUGGCAGAUCUCGCCUUCCCCCCUGCCACCAUCUCUGCCUCUUCCCUCAAGAUGCAGGACAAGGAGAUCCGCGCGGUGUUCCUGCGGCUGUUCGCGCAGCUGCUGCAGGGCUAUCGCUGGUGUCUGCACAUCAUCCGCAUCCACCCCGAGCCCGUCAUCCGCUUCCACAAGGCAGCAUUCCUUGGACAGCGAGGGCUGACGGAGGAUGACUUCCUUACCAAGGUGCUGGAGGGCAUGGCCUUCGCUGGCUUCGUGACGGAGCGCGGGGCCCCGUACCGCUCCAUCGACCUCUUCGACGAGCUUGUGGCCUAUGAGGUGAAGCGCAUGCGGGCAGAGGAGGGGAACAAGCAGAAGGUCCUGAGGCACAUCAAGGAGCUGGCGGAGAAGCUGUACAAGAAUGAGAACCCGUACCCUGCGGUGACCAUGCACAAGGUGCAGAAGCCCACGGAGGGUUGUCACCUGCGCCUGCACCAGAAGCCCUUCCCCAGGCUGGAUGAGGGGACAGUGCAGUGGAUCAUCGACCAGGCCACAGCCAAGCUGCAGACAGCCCCUCCAGCUGUCAAGGCUGAGAAGAAGUGCAUGGUGCCAUCAGGACCUCCCAUCGCUGCCAUCAUGGAGCGUAAUGGCAACGCCUUGGCCAACAGCGCCCGACGCCUGGAGGUCGUCAGGAACUGCAUCUCCUACGUCUUCGAGAACAAGAUGUUGGAAGCCAAAAAGCUGUUCCCGGCGGUGCUGCGCGCCAUGAAGGGUCGCGCCGCGCGGCAGUGCCUGACGCAGGAGCUGCACCUGCACGUGCAGCAGAACCGAGCCGUGCUGGACCACCAGCAGUUUGAUUUCGUCAUCCGCAUGAUGAACUGCUGCCUCCAGGACUGCACGGCCAUGGAUGAGCAUGGAAUCGCUGCUGCUCUCCUGCCGCUGGUCACUGCCUUCUGCAGGAAGCUGAGCCCUGGCAUCACACAGUUUGCCUACAGCUGUGUGCAGGAGCACGUGGUGUGGACAAACAUCCAGUUCUGGGAGGCAAUGUUCUACUGUGAUGUGCAGAACCACAUCAGGGCCCUGUACCUGGACAGCAGCGAGGAGAACCACACGGAGGAGAGCACGGAGGAGCCGCAGGAAGCCAGGUCAGCACUGGAGAUCGCGUCAGAGCAGCUGCGGCUCUGGCCCACCAUGAGCCGCGAGAAGCAGCAGGAGCUGAUCCAGAAGGAGGAGAGCACUGUGUUCAGCCAGGCCAUCCAUUAUGCCAACCGCAUGAGCUACCUCCUGCUGCCCCUGGACACCAGCAAGAACCGCCUGCUGCGCAGCUCCGGCCUGGGCGACAUGGAGAGCGUCAGCAACAGCUUCGUCACGAACAGCAUCGCUGGCAGCGUGGCUGAGAGCUACGACACCGAGAGCGGCUUCGAGGACGCCGAGAGCUCCGACGUGGCCAACUACGUUGUCAGGUUCAUCAACCGCUUUGUGGACAAGGUCUGCACCGAGAGCGGUGUCACCAAUGAGCACCUCAAGGGGCUGCAUGUCAUGAUCCCUGACAUUGUGCAGAUGCACAUUGAGACCCUGGACGCUGUCCACAGGGAGAGCAAGAGACUUCCUCCCAUCCAGAAGCCCAAGCUGCUGCGCCCCAACCUGCUGGUGGGUGAGGAGUGUGUGAUGGAGGGGCUGCGCGUGUACCUCAUGCCCGACGGACGGGAGGAAGGUGCUGGGGGGAGCAUUGGGGGUCCUCCUCUCCUCCCUGCAGAAGGAGCAAUCUUCCUCACCACCUACCGCAUCAUCUUCAAGGGAACCCCCACGGACCCGCUGGUGGGGGAGCAGGUGGUGAUCCGCUCCUUUCCCAUCGCCUCGCUGACCAAAGAGAAGAAGAUCAGCAUCCAGGCCCAGGUGGAUCAGUUCAUCCAGGAGGGCUUGCAGCUGCGCUCCUGCACAUUCCAGCUGCUGAAGAUUGCCUUUGAUGAGGAGGUGGCCUCAGACAGUGCGGAGAUCUUCCGGAAGCACCUGCACAAGCUGCGCUACCCCCAGCACGUGCGUGGCACCUUCGCCUUCACCGUGGGCCAGUCCCCCAAGCAGGUCAUGCAGCCCAAGGCCAAGGAGAAGAACCCCUCACUCAG